UAUUGGCACACAUUCAGUUACUUUUUACCGUCUCCCUUUCUUCCUCAAACAAAACAAAACAUGAAUGCAUUAGGCUUUGGAAAACGACGCAAACGUCAUAAACCGGAAGUUAAUUGUGUAACUCUUAACGAAACAUAUGUCGAUUCUAUAUAAGGAAAUAUGUUUCCCCCAAAUAUUUAAAACUAUUUUUUUGUUCGCCCCCGAAUCUUACUAUACAUAAAUUAUGCCCCCCGUCAACUUCUAGCUUCAUAUUGCUUGUCAGUUUUAACAGACGAUUGACUCAACUUGCGAUCCUCACUAAGAAGACUGAAAAAAAUCUCUAAACAACUUGGAUGAACCUUUGUUCAUAUUCUCAGAAAAUGAAACCAUACACAUCAAUUGCCCAUACUAUUUUUCUACUACUUGCUGGCUUAAAGUUGUUGUCAGCUCAAGACACCUAUUAUUGCGGCGGGAAACCUGCGGAUGUUUACUUUCUUUUGGAUUCUUCGACGAGUAUUUGGUUUAUAGACUUCGCCAAACAAAUAAAAUUCGUAGAAAACAUGAUCGAGCUUUUUGAAAUUGCACCAAAUAAAACCCGUAUCGGUCUGGGUACGUUCAGCAGCAAUUUCCAUCCACAGUUCAGUUUUAAAGACUAUAACAAUAAAACUCAAGUAAUUGGUGCACUGAAGAGUAUUCAUCAAAAUUAUGGAGGAACCAAUACGGCGAAUGCUAUCCAGAAGAUGCGCGAAAGAGAAUUUAAUCCUCUGAGCGCUCGACAAGAUGUUGCUCAUAUUGCUAUCAUUUUAACAGACGGGAAAUCUUGGAGCUUAUCAAAAACUGCUGAAGAAGCUAAAAUGGCCAAAGAAAAGGGUAUCUACAUGUUUGCUGUUGGUAUUGGAAGAAAUAUUGACCUCAAAGAACUAAAAGGCAUCGCUAGCGAAUCAAAUAAAAAGGAAUCACAAUUUGUGUUUCAUGUGAGAAACUUUGAUGCCUUAGAUUCCAUUAAGGAGAUUCUGGCGAUCCAGACAUGUGAAGUUGUACCGAAUGACCAGUACAGAUGUGGAGCAUCUGGGCAAGCAGACAUGAUCUUUUUAUUAGACAGACUUGUCAUGGCGCCAUCACGAAUUCAACUGAUUAAAGAUUUCAUUGCUAAGACAGCAGAUUUGUUAGACAUGGGCCCUAAUAAUCCCGUUCGUAUCGGUGUCUUCACAGAUUGUCCGGACUCCGAAGAUAUUUAUCUGAACGAUCAUAAUGACAAAUAUAGUUUCAUUAAAGAACUAAAAAUAACCAAAGACAAGUCAAGGAUACACACUCUGAGACGAGUUCACCGAGUAGGAUUUAAUAAGAACAAUGGUGCUCGAACGGAAGCGCGCAAACUUGUCAUCCUUUUCGUGGACAGUCCACUCGUAGACGCCAAAAAAGUACUUUUAGAAGCAAUGAAAAUGAAAUUAUCAAAUAUUGAGAUAUUCGUGGUUACCAUUGGCAAUGAAUAUUUAGAGAAAGAAAUGUCGAGACUAGCAUCCAGAAAAGUCAAAGAACAUACUAUCAGAGUCCCAAGUUAUUCUGAAUUAAAUAACUCCGUGGCAAACUUCGUCAAUCUUAUUUGUGAAAAACUAUGAAUCUAGAAACAUCCAAAGAAUUUAUCAUUAAUAGUAUUACGUGAACUUUGAUCGAAGUGAAAUAAUGGUCUCUGUUGGUCAAUAUGAAGGACAAUCGGACCAGUUUGCUUGAAGGAGAAAAGAAUGGAACAAAACCUAUCCUUUCAUGGCCGGUAUCAUAUUUCCUAAUUGAACAAUUGGACAGUUUUUAUUUUCUCUACAAACGAAACAAUACCUGUUGGGGGCGUUCGUACGCACGGACAUUUGAGUGAAUAGACAGACGAUCUAAACAUGAUUGAAAUAAAGCAUAACGAUGUCAGCAUCCAUUAGAAUGUAAAUGUUUGUGCGCAUGAGAAUGUAUGAAGCAACACGUUUAUGUAUAAAAUAAUAUAUAUAUAUACAAGUUGAUAUAGUAUAAUAUAUAUAUAAUAUUAUAUAUAAUAUAUAUGUAAUGUGUAUUAUAUGUAAUGUGUAUUAUAUAUAUAUAUAUAUAUAUAUAUAUAUAUAUAUAUUGUAGAUUUAUAUUUGCGAAAACGGACAUCAGCAACCUACUAGUCUCACUAUUCCUACAUACAUCAUACAUUGCAUGAGGACAACAUUUUCAAGUGGUAUCCCACAAACCCAGCAGCCGAAAAAGUCCUAGGAAAUCACGUUCACUUUCGUAUAUAUGAGUGUGUAUGCAUGUGUGUGUUCGUGUGUGUGUGUGUGUGUGUGCUUAAAAAGUCGAGGACAACGGGAAAUUCUCGGAUUGUUUAUUUUUGGGUGAUAUAACUGCAUCUUAAUUCAAAGAAAGCAUCAGAAUAAUUGCCUAGUGUCUCUUUGUCCUAUCAUUACAGAUUCCAUUAAUCAUUGUGAAUUGAGGUAUAUAUGUGUAUAUAUCACAAGUCUUCUCCGUUAUGUCUUUAUAGUGAUAGAAAACGCAGCCAUCAUAGCCUUAACGCAAAGCAUGCAUUCCCCAAUAUAUUUAUGACAUGUAAUAUGUGUGUGUGAGUGUAUAAAUC
This is a messenger RNA of Octopus bimaculoides (California two-spot octopus), 2578 nucleotides long. Its product is annotated as matrilin-1. Lineage: Eukaryota; Metazoa; Mollusca; Cephalopoda; Octopoda; Octopodidae. The record is from RefSeq and is a predicted model, not a curated record.